AGCUGCUGUUUGGUCAAAUCAUCUGUCAAUCAACAGCUUAGACUUGACUUUGAUUGGUGGUGCAGAGGUUAGCACUGUUGCUUCAGAGCAAGAUGGUUCCAGGUUUGAGUUCAGGUCUGGGCCUUCCUGAGUUUGCAUGGUCUCCCUGUGCCUGGAUUAAGUGCUUUACUGAAUUUGAUCAAAUGGACCUUUGGGAAUGUUACAAGACCUUUUGCUGGAGUUUUACCCAUCUGUGAAUCAUUCACUGGAUUUUAUGGACCGGUGGAGGACCAGGGUGCUUCUUCUGUGAGCCUUUGGCUGGCAGGACUGCUGCUGGUGUUCCCAAAGGGUACUGGAGCUUCUCCUGGAAAGCAGAGGACGACCUGCGCUUUCCCAGUGACUUCAUGCCCGCGUCAGAUCACCAAUGUCCUGGCAGUAGCAGAUCAUGUGACCAGCACCUGGACGGUAUCCCAGAGUUCACAUGGAGCAUUGUGGCUGCCGGGGACCCGCGUGAGGAAAGAAAUGAGAAAAACGAAAAGAAGGCAGGAAGUCCCCAGGGGUGGGAGGAAGGUCAGUUCCUCUGGGUGAACAGUUCAGCCUUUGGUGGCCCCUGGGUACUGAGUCCUUGGCUGCGGGGAGGCCAGGGUCCUUGCAGCCUGGACAUGGCUGUGUUCCUCCACCCCAAGCAGAGUGGUCAAUACACCAUACGGCUCAUAGAGAGAGACAAACCUCCACUUGCCCUUUUCUCCACUGAUACUCUGCCACGCAUCAUGGGCUGGGCAGUGGUCCACCUCACCCUGGGAACCCAAGGAGGAUCACCUUUUCGGGUCUCGGGCAGCUAUGACCUGCGAAUUCCACAGGAUGACACGGCUACCAUUGAGCCCCACUUCACCACCAACUGCACCAUGGAGUCUUCACCCGGUCCUAACAUCACACUGGAGGGCCAGUACCAAUGUCACCAGGGACCUGGGAUCCCACUGGACAAACUGUGCGACUUCAGUACAGACUGUCCACUCGGCGAUGACGAAGGCGACCUAUGUCGCCACUUUCUCAAUGGCAGCUACUGCUCUUUUGAGGAGGGCGAGUGCAGUUGGAAGUCAAUAUCAAGCCGCGGUCUAUCCUGGAAGAGGCUCCAGCCACCAUCUAAGGCUACCAGACAGAGCUGCCCAUCAUCAGGUGCUUCGUUCAGUGUGGAAGGUGGUCAGUCCAAAGGCCAGCGUAGCUCAGCGUUACUGAGGAGUCCUCUCUUCCCUCCUCCUCUCAGAAACUCCCCAUGCACGGUGCGAUUCUGGCUGUGCUCUGGAGGCUCACAGAAGGGGUCGCUGUCUCUGUGGAUAGCGGAGAACAGCACAGGCCCUGAGGAGCAGCGCACACUGUGGAAUUCAACCAGGGAAGCCAAACCUGAAAGAGGCUGGAAACUCAUCAUUGUUCCCCUCUACGGACUGGCAGACUGGUUCUGGCUGCAGUUCAGGACAGAAGACGGACCUGGACCCGGUUCAGCCAUCUCUCUAGACAACAUCUCUUUCAGUAUGGACUGCUUCCUGGCAUCCAACGGUGAGUAUCCACCAGUGGUCACCAGCACGGCCAGGACGCCAUUUAGACCAACCCUCAUGACUACGCCCCCAGCCAUUGGACGUCCUUUCUCAGAUAUCUCCAAAGUAUGGACUUUUCGUACCUGUGGAGCUGUAGGACCUGAAGGCCCGACUCCCACUCAGUGCCUCAACUCCUACAGGAACAGCAACAUCAACGUGACAGUUGGCACCCGAGGGCCUUUCAAAGGCAUUCAAAUGUGGCAGGUCCAGGAAACUGGCACCUACAGGCUCACAGCCUACGGUGCAGCUGGUGGUCGAAGCGUAUUGGCCACGAGCAGGUCACAUGGCGUCUACAUCACAGGAGACUUCCUGCUGAGGAAGGGCGAGCUGCUUUACAUCUUGGUGGGACAACAAGGAGAGGAUGCAUGUCCCAAUUCCAACGGCGUGCUGAAUAAGAUCUGCCUGAAACAGAGCGGCCCGAUGAUGAACAAAACUCAAGUGAAAGGGGGCGGAGGCGGAGGUGGAGGGGCUACGUAUGUGUUCAAGAUGGAAAAAGACGUGUACAUCCCCCUCAUCAUUGCUGCUGGAGGAGGUGGCCGGGGAUACAGCAGCCAAUCAGAGACCCAGCUGGAGCAGAUGGACUAUGACCCCGGCCAACCAGGACGCAACGGAAAUUCAUACGCUGCAGGUGGAGGCGGAGGUUGGAACGAUAGCGCUCCUAUCAGUCAAGGUGGCAGACCACUGGUGCUGGGAGGCCAAGGAGGGCAGGCCUGCCAAAAGUUUUGGCAGACCCGUGGCGGCUUCGGGGGCGGCGGGGGUGGAUGUAUGUCCGGGGGUGGUGGUGGAGGCUACAGAGGUGGUAACACCUCCAGAGAUGACAACCCCAAACAUGACGGUGACGACGGCACAUCCUUUCUCAGCCCGGAGGCAGAGCCCUUCUUCUUUCCUCUGAAAGCAAUGGAGGGGGACGGAGAGGUGAUCAUCAGUCCGGUGCAAAACUGCAGCCAUUGUGAGAGCGGCGAAUGCCAUGAGAUCAAGGACAAGAUUGUCUGCCAGUGUGAUGAAGACCUCAUCCUGGCAGAAAACGGGAUGUCCUGCAUCACACACAACACUACAGUAUGGAACGCUGUUGUUUCCCCUUGUCUUGCAGCGGCGUCCCCGCCGUCUUCCCAGCCUUCUCUCUCCCACCUGGCGCUGGGUCUGUCUGUGGGCACCUCGGCCCUCAUCGCCGCCCUGCUGCUGGUUGUGUCCGGAGUCAUGAUUAUGUACAGACGUAAACACACAGAGCUGCAGUCUAUUCAGCUGGAGCUGCAGAGUCCAGACUGCAAGCUCAGUAAGCUGCGAGCGUCCACCAUCAUGACCGAUUACAACCCCAACUACUGCUUCGCCGGCAAGACGGCGUCGGUCAAUGACCUGAAGGAGGUGCCGCGGCGAAAUAUCUCCCUCACCAGGGGUCUGGGUCACGGUGCUUUCGGUGAAGUUUAUGAAGGUCUGGCAGUGGGAAUACCAGGUGAACCGAGUCCACUACAAGUGGCAGUUAAGACCCUUCCUGAGGUUUGCUCUGAACAAGAUGAAUUGGACUUCCUAAUGGAGGCUCUAAUCAUCAGUAAGUUCAGCCACCAGAACAUUGUGCGUUGUAUAGGAGUCAGUUUGCAGGCCAUGCCCAGGUUCAUUCUGCUGGAACUGAUGGCUGGAGGAGACCUCAAGUCCUUCCUGAGGGAGACCAGACCCCGGCUGGAGCACCCGUCCAGCCUGACUAUGGUGGACCUUCUCAACAUAGCCAGAGACAUCGCUAAGGGCUGCCAGUAUUUGGAGGAGAACCAGUUUAUACACAGGGACAUCGCAGCUCGCAACUGCCUACUGACCUGCAAAGGUUCGGGCCGCAUGGCCAAGAUCGGAGAUUUCGGGAUGGCUCGAGACAUUUACAGGGCAAGCUAUUACAGGAAGGGUGGGCGUGCCAUGCUGCCAGUGAAGUGGAUGCCACCUGAAGCCUUCAUGGAAGGCAUCUUCACAUCUAAAACAGACACCUGGUCAUUUGGGGUUCUGCUGUGGGAGAUCUUCUCAUUGGGCUACAUGCCAUAUCCAAGUCGCAGUAACCAGGAAGUGUUGGAGUUCGUAACCAAUGGUGGAAGAAUGGACCCACCGAAAAACUGCCCCGGGCCAGUGUAUCGUAUAAUGACUCAGAGUUGGCAGCAUCAGCCUGAAGACAGGCCUAACUUCUCAACUAUCCUGGAGAGAAUUGACUACUGCUUACAGGACCCUGAUGUGGUGACCAUGCCCCUGCCUGUAGAGUAUGGGCCUGUCCCUGAAGAAGAGGAGCGUGUAGCCUUGCGCCCUGAUGACCCCUCAGCUCCAAACGUGUUGGUGACUGCCCAGGUGCCUGACGGGGGGGCUCCACAGCCUCCUCCCUCCUAUCCUACAGAAGAGAACCGGAGGGGUGGGGAGCACACUGUCGUGACUAGCACAGCAUCGGAGGCCAAAGCACAGAUGUCAGCCCAGCCCCAGCCAUACCUCCACCAGCACCAACAGCCCCACACACAAACUUCCAUCACCACGACAAGCACUAACACAGUCUCCUCCACUGCCAAAGGACCUCAUGGCACCACCCAGCCCAGCCCAGAGGGGGGCCACAUCAACCUGGCAUUUACCCAGAGCCACCCACCAGAGAAGGAGGGCCACAAUGGGAAGAGCACCAGUCUCUGGAACCCAACGUACGGCUCGUGGUUCCUGCAGCAGAGGAAGCAGCAGCAGCAGAGGCAGGCAGGGGUUGGAGGAGCAGGAGGGAGCGCUGGCAGGGUGCCUGGUGAAGGUCAGGAACAUGUGGGCCGGACUGUGGCUGAGGUUGCAGGGGCGCUGGGCCUCCAGAACCAGCACCAGCACAAGCAGUUCCAGCAUCAGCUCCAGCAGCACCAACUCCAGCUGCUGCACCAUCAGCAGCAGCAGCAACAGGGUCUUUGCAGACCUCUGUUACCCCCGCCACCACCUCCUGCUGCCCAGUCACCUCUGCUCUUAGAUUCAGCCGCACUGCCCCCAGUUCCCCUCUACAGACUGAGACGAUUCCCCUGUGGGAACAUCGGAUAUGGAUACCAGGAGCAAGGCAUACCGAUGGAGGCGGCCCAUGGUAACCCCAACCCUCCUCCUCCACCUAUCCCUCCACCCCAACAGGGUGCCUCCAUGCCCUCCUCAGCAACACACCAGAGGGGGGCCUCUAUUCCCACGUCAGCGUCCCUGAGUCGGUCAGCAAUGUCUGAGGACAGCCGUCCACUGCUUGUCACCAUGGGGACAGUACAGGACCCCAGGCUGCCCAGGAUGGAGGGCCACAAUGCCACCGUGCUUUAGUCUAAACGCCUGUACCUCCGGUCUUUUAUUCAGGCCCUGUCUUUGGAGACUGCGUGUUCAAGACAGGAAACACUGUGUCAGGACAGAGACCGAUUUUUGCCACCCCCACCAUCCCACCAUUUUGGUUUCUUCCUCCAGUUCACUGAAAUAGCUGGGUGAAUCUGUCAGGCUUUUCCCAUGAGAACCCUGGAGGUGCGUUAAAAUCCCCAGUGGAUGCUGAAGCACAUCAGAGAACUUAAAAGGCUUUGGGAGGCAAAAUGGGUAAAGACUAGUUUUCAGAGUUUUAAAAAAUGUUUGUUUGGAUUUUUUUUUUUUUCAUCACUGGGGGUAUCAUGACUGCGUGAGAAUCCUGAGAAAUGGAGAGUUUAUGGCACAGGAAGACAACUUUCCAUGCGGUAGUGACCAGGUGCGAGCACAUAUGCCAUGCGGUCAUUGACAGCUGAGAACAUCCCUCAUUUGUGAGACUGGACUGAGGAGAAUUCAGAUCUCUAUAUUUUGCCAAACUUUCAGUCACAAACUUUGGUGAGCAGUUUGACUGUGUCAGUUCUACAGCAGAAUCUUCAAACUAUUCCUUGUCCACAUCCUUUUGGAAAACAGCAGUGUGGUAAACAACUUGUAUCAGACUAUUUUUCAAGAAUAUCAGAAAAUUGGACACUGGAUUACCAGAGACAUUUAUACUAAAAAAAAAAAGAAAAAGAAAAUACUGGAAUAAAUGUGUUUGUUGAUGUUUGCUUGCCUGCUUGUUUAUUUAUUCAUUUGUUUAUUUAUUAUUUGGAAGUGGUCCUAUAAAUUAUUCAUGAACAUGCUUCUUCAAAUCCAAACACAUUUAUUUUACAUCAACUGGAGUCUUUUUUAACUGCAGGAAUUUAUUUUUAGUAAUAUGGUAAGAGCAGAACAGUGAGCUUGAACAACCAUCCCCCCAAAAAGUAAGAACGGUAACAUAGGGAUAGAGUGUCCUUCACAGCGGACUUUAAGGUUGACAUAAAUAGAGCACUGAAGCAGGUUUGACAAAAGAAUAUGACAGAUUAAAGACGAGCCACCUUCAGCAACAUUUCAGCUUUUUACUACUGCUGAAGAUUUGUAAGAACUCAUUGCCUCAGAAAAUCGCUGCUCUUCUUUGGUUCACAACUUCAUUGUUGAAAGAAUGCUUUGAGACAGUGGAGCUGAGGCUUUCCUUUCUUUACUUAUGGCUUUUUCAGUAACCUUUGAUUAAUUCAUUUCUUGCUAAAAUGUUUCUUUUCCCUUUUUUUGCCCGCGUAUAGAAACAUAGUGGAUAUUGCUGAAUCAAUCUUAACCUUCAAAUUGUUAUCUCGAAGCACUCUACGUUCCUAAAUUUGCAUAUUUUAUCUUUUCUAUUAUUGGAUGAAUGUUGUGGAAUACAAAUGAGUCUGAGUGAAAAGUUUGAAUACAAACUGCUUUAGCUCUAUGUGUGAAUGAAAUCUGAGACCGGUUUGAGUCUCAUCCUGUUCAUUUUCACUCAUGGUGUUUACAUUUGUCUGUGUUUAAAGUCUGCUUUUUUAAGUUUAAGGACAGUUAUGUGAAGCAUAUCUAUCAGAUAAUGCCAUGAGCGUGGCGGUGUUGAUAUUUCAGUGAAUGAUGACAAUAUGUGUACGUUUUCUGAUGCUUUUGCUUGACUGUAUUUGGCAAUCCUGUCAGUCCUUCUGCUGUGAAGCAAUGAUGAACUGUCAUGUAUGUGUCAUGGCGUUCAGUGACUGAUGAAGACAAAUGGGCCGAGUCAAUGAGCAAGUUAAAUAUUGACCAAUGAACAGUAUUUUGCUCUGGUUCCAGUACCUGUGUUCAAUGCAUUCAUUCUGUGUUCCCCUCACAGCUCAUCUCCAUCAUUUGAUGUAAAAAAGAUGAACUGAACUGCACUUGUAAAUGUUGUAAUUAUAAAGUAUUGUUCUAUGGCUCUGGAAAAAAAAAGCUGUAAAUUGCCCUUCAAAAACCAUUCACCAAAAUUAAUAAAUUACUAUAUAAUA
This is a messenger RNA of Scatophagus argus, 6829 nucleotides long. RefSeq names its product ALK receptor tyrosine kinase (gene alk). The transcript is spliced from 29 exons. The record is from RefSeq and is a predicted model, not a curated record. Gene Ontology annotation, molecular function: transmembrane receptor protein tyrosine kinase activity; ATP binding; protein binding. The coding region runs from base 384 to 4850 and encodes 1488 amino acids. NCBI's taxonomy places the organism in Eukaryota, Metazoa, Chordata, Actinopteri, Scatophagidae. Gene Ontology annotation, cellular component: signaling receptor complex; membrane. Gene Ontology annotation, biological process: regulation of cell population proliferation; cell surface receptor protein tyrosine kinase signaling pathway; positive regulation of kinase activity.